Papaver somniferum (opium poppy) is the source of this 2055-nucleotide messenger RNA. Its product is annotated as low temperature-induced protein lt101.2-like. The transcript is spliced from 2 exons. NCBI's taxonomy places the organism in Eukaryota, Viridiplantae, Streptophyta, Magnoliopsida, Ranunculales, Papaveraceae. Bases 1398 to 1562 code for a protein of 54 amino acids. The record is from RefSeq and is a predicted model, not a curated record. Gene Ontology annotation, cellular component: membrane.
AAAUUACCCCAAAAUUAUAUUCCCACUCCAUAAAUUUGAGUUAGAUUAUUGAUUUUGGAUUCCAUAGUCUUCUAAUUUUGAAGUUAAAAUUAUUUUUGUUGGAUUCAUACCUCUAAAACAAAUUAUACAUGCAUGUAUGUUAUUCCGAAUUAUUACCGUACGAAGAAGCAAAUUCAAAUUCUGACUUGCUGACUAGGCAUGAGAGUAAAGAUGUCGACGAAGGAAAAGACAUAAUUUCUGGCAAACAGUGGAGACUGAAAUACCCUCAGUUCAAUUCCCAUGCGCAGGAGAAAUAGGAACACUUGGUUUCUUUUUGGGGGUAAUUUGCAUUACCUCCCUUGUAAAGAUUGAUAAUUUGCAUUACCUUCCCUACAAAAAUAAAAUUAGCAAAACCUCCUCUCGUCAAUAAUCCCGUUCUAUUCCAAGUUAGCUGACUCAACACUAACUUACACGUGGUUUUUGGUAGGGAAGGUAAUGCAAAUUACCAAUCUUUACAGGGGAGGUAACGCAAAUUACCCAAAAAAAAAAUCACGUAUAAAUUAGUGCUGAGUCAGCUAACUUGGAAUAGACGGAAUUAUUGACGAGAGGAGAUUUUGAUAAUUUUAGUUCUAUAGAGAAAAUAAUGUAAAUUACCAAUAUUUACGGGAAGGUAACGCAAAUUAUCCCAUCUUUUUUGGGACAAGACAACUCUUCAUUUCAUUCUCACCUUUUCUACUGACUUAUUUUUCAUUAUUCCAAAAACUUUUCUCUUCAACCAUCAUAUAUAUAAAGCACAUUUCACAAAAAGUCAUUCAAACAAUCAAAAUCCUACACUCCACUGUUAAAAAAUUGCAUAUGCUUUCUAAAAUCCAAAAAUAAAAAGUUUAUGGUUAAAAACAUCCCAUGUUUGGAAUCUAACGGGACCAACUUUAGGAAGAUAUUUCUCAAGUCUCAUUCAACUUUUUCUCGACAUUAUCUUAACUUAUCGUGGUUAAAAACAUAAUCCAGUUCAAUACGUUGAAUACAGUCAUUUAUUGUAUAUAACUUUUUUUUUUACAUUUUUGUUUAGUAAAGAAUAUGUUGUUGACGAAUUUCAAACCACGUCAGUGGACUCAUAGUAAGGGUUAUUCGAAUGUAUUAAGGGUUCCCAUAGUAAUUUGAUUGCUGGCUAUCAAAACAAAACAAAAAAUGAUAUAUUUAGACUAGCUAAAUUGGUCCGAGUCUAGUCAAUUUCCUUUAUCCUAAUUAAGCACAUUAUAACCAGAGCCUAAAGAAUCGCUCUGCUUUGGUUGGACCACAUUUGUCUUCUCCCAUGCAUGCAAACACUGGCCAUCCAGCUUAGUUUCUUCUCCCCCAUUCUCUUCAUCAACUUUUUUUCUCCUUCUGCAACUAGCUAGAUCUCAUAAUUUGAUUGAGAUAUGGGUGUAGAACAAUUUGUAGAAAUUGUAGCAGCAAUAUUUAUACCACCAGUUGGUGUCCUCAUCCGUUAUGGCUGUGAAGAGGAAUUCUGGAUAUGUUUGUUGUUGACGUUACUAGGAUACUUUCCUGGAAUUAUAUAUGCAGUUUAUGUAUUGGUGAAGUAGCAGUUUAUGUUGUUUUUAAUGUUGUUGUAGUGCUACUAAGUUUUUUGACUAGAUCUAUAAAUAUGAAUGUAUUUAUCUUUGAUCAUUACUAGUUACGUACGGUUUAAUCAUUUUGUGAGAUUCCUGGUUUUUUUUCAUGAACAAGAACAAAUCUUAAAAACCUCUAGGAUUGUGGAAUUAGGAAAUGGAAAAGGUUCACAUAUAGUGGGACUGGAGUCUCAUUUUCAGAGAUGUGCAUUGUUUUAUCUCAGGCUGCUGUCGUGGCCGAAAGACCGCAUUCGCAAGUUCAGUCCGGAAAUUCUUUUUCUAAUUCUUUGUAAUUUUCACUUUUUUUUUUGUUUCUAACCGUGGUAGAUCUUAUAUACAAUCUCAUUUUCGUUUAGAAACCUUCUCCCCUGAUCAAAAAAAAAAAAGAAAGAAGUGAUUGCCUUUUUCUAUUCAAACAAAGCUAAAAGAGUAUUUCCGAUCAAAAAAAAACAAACAAAGCCAAAGA